UGGAUUUUCGUCCAUAAUGAACUUAAUAAUUUUCUUCAUCUACAUGCCUUUUCCUCAUUUUGUUUACUCGGAGUUGCACACAUUCAUCACUACUUACACUGGAAUCAGUGGAAAGGCGAUUGCAGCAACUCCAGAGUUUUCUGCUGUAACUACACUGGAUGGACAGCAGAUGGAUUAUUAUGACAGUGAGACAAAGAAGCUGAUUCCCAGACAGGUCUGGAUGAAGGAGAUUGCAUCUAAUGGAAUGUGGAAAAAAGACUCUGCGAUCAGAGAACAUGUGGCGCAGAUCUACAAGACCAAUAUUGCUGUUCUAAUGCAGCGAUUCAAUCAGACACGUGGUGUUCAUACGUAUCAGAGGAUGUAUGGAUGUGGUUGGGAUGAUGAGACGGACAUCAAAUAUGGGUUUGAUCAGUAUGGUUAUGAUGGAGAGGAUUUUCUCACACUAGACAUGAAGAACAGCAGCUACACUGCAUCUGUACCGCAGGCACAAACCACAGUGCAAAAAUGGAAUAACAGAGAACAACUUGCAUUAUUACUACUGUACUUCAAACAUGAGUGCAUUUACUGGAUGAAGGAGUUUUUAAACGUGUCUAAAGCUGCUUUUGAGAAAACAGAGCCUCCUGAGGUGUCUCUGUUGCAGAGGAACCAAGACUAUUAUGUGGAGUGUCACGUCACAGGGUUUCACUCCAGAAACACAACCAUUACGUGGAGGGAGAAUGGACAAGCUAUAAAUGAUUCUAGAAAAUUGGUGAAGCCAGGAAAGAUACUACCAAAUGGAGACGGGACCUUCCAGAAGAAUGUUACCCUCUAUGUCCUUCCAGAUGAAUGGAGGAUGGAUCAGUAUGCUUGUGUGGUGGAGCACAAGAGUUUUACAGAGACAAUCCAGAAGAUUCUGACUGAGGAUGAGAUCAGAAUUAUUAAAAAAUGUACAGCAGGCUCACCAUCAUCACCACCACCACCA
Molecule: messenger RNA, 961 nt
Organism: Sinocyclocheilus grahami
Lineage: Eukaryota; Metazoa; Chordata; Actinopteri; Cypriniformes; Cyprinidae
Product: class I histocompatibility antigen, F10 alpha chain-like
Exons: 5
Biological process (GO): immune response
Cellular component (GO): external side of plasma membrane
Source: RefSeq, a predicted model, not a curated record